Molecule: messenger RNA, 1772 nt
Organism: Syngnathus typhle (broad-nosed pipefish)
Lineage: Eukaryota; Metazoa; Chordata; Actinopteri; Syngnathiformes; Syngnathidae
Gene: usp39
Product: ubiquitin specific peptidase 39
Exons: 13
Coding region: 122-1633 (503 amino acids)
Biological process (GO): spliceosomal complex assembly; mRNA processing; protein deubiquitination
Molecular function (GO): zinc ion binding; cysteine-type deubiquitinase activity
Source: RefSeq, a predicted model, not a curated record
UCCGUCGCGUUGAGUGACGUAGCACGGCGGGCUCCGACGCAUAUCGUGUUCGACCGAUUGGUUUGUGUGAAACAAAGUUUAUGGUGGUAAAUUCGCUCUGUUUGGACCAAUAACUUAUAUUAUGAUAACUGCAAUGGAUACUCUGAAGCGAGAAAGAGAAGAUGAUCUGGACGAUGAAGACAACGAGGAAGUGCCAGUCAAAAAAGGACGCGGUCGUGUUCCAGAGGACCGAAGAAGCCGUCACUGUCCGUAUCUUGACACCAUAAACAGGAGUGUGCUGGACUUUGACUUUGAGAAGCUCUGCUCCAUCUCCCUGUCACACAUCAAUGUGUACGCCUGCCUCAUAUGUGGCAAGUACUUUCAAGGUCGAGGUUUGAAAUCCCAUGCGUACACCCAUAGUGUCCAGUUCACCCACCAUGUGUUCCUCAACCUGCACACACUCAAGUUUUAUUGUCUGCCUGACAACUAUGAGAUCAUUGACUCAUCACUGGAAGACAUUACGUAUGUUCUGAAACCAACAUUCACCAAGCAGCAUAUUUCGGGUUUGGACAAGCAGGGAAAACUUUACAGAGCCUACGACGGAACGACUUACCUGCCAGGCAUUGUUGGCCUCAACAACAUUAAAGCCAAUGACUAUGCCAAUGUGGUCUUACAGGCCUUUUCCAAUGUCCCGCCAUUGAGGAACUACUUUCUUGAGGAGGAAAACUAUCGAGGGAUCCGCAGACCCCCGGGGGACAUCAUGUUCCUCCUGGUGCAGCGUUUUGGUGAGCUGAUGCGCAAACUUUGGAAUCCGAGAAACUUCAAGGCCCACGUGUCUCCUCAUGAGAUGCUCCAGGCCGUUGUGCUGUGCAGCAAGAAGAACUUCCAAAUCACCAAGCAAGGAGAUGCUGUGGACUUCAUGACAUGGUUUUUGAAUGCGCUGCAUGGCGCUCUCGGAGGGACAAAGAAGAAGCCAACAAUCCUAACAAAAGCGUUCCAAGGCUCAAUGCGGAUCUUCUCAAAGAAGCUGCCACACCCAGAUCUGACACCAGAGGAAAAGGAGGCGCUGCUCCUAUCCGGCGAGUACCAGGAGCAGAUGUCGGAGUCCACAUUCUUGUUCUUGACCCUUGACCUCCCAACUGCCCCCUUAUACAAGGAUGAGAAGGAGCAGCUUAUCAUCCCACAAGUCCCUCUCUUCAACAUCCUGGGCAAGUUCAAUGGCAGCACCGAGAAGGAGUACAAAACAUACAAGGAGAACUUCCUGAAAAGGUUCCAGUUGACCAAACUGCCACCGUACCUCAUCUUUUGCAUCAAAAGGUUCACAAAGAAUAACUUCUUUGUGGAAAAGAACCCCACCAUCGUCAACUUCCCUAUCACGAAUGUAGAUCUUCGUGAGUACUUGACAGAAGAAGCCCAAGUCACGGAGAAGAACACAACAUAUGACCUUGUCGCUAAUGUGGUGCAUGAUGGUAAACCAACUGAAGGAGCCUACAGGAUUCAUGUCCUGCAUCACGGAACUGGAAAGUGGUAUGAGAUGCAGGAUCUGCAGGUGAUCGACAUCCUGCCCCAGAUGAUCACGCUAUCUGAGGCCUAUAUCCAGAUUUGGAAGAGACAGGAGAGUGAUAAGGACACGAACAACCACACUGCUGCGUAGUGGGAAAAAGAAGCCUAAGACAGAAACACAUUUUUUUCCACGACCCAAAAAUCAAAAUCACGUAUGUAUUUUUUCCGCUGUUUGUGUUUUUAUGUUGUUUCUAAAUAAACAUUCUUUUGCCCUUCCGAGCAAGAACAAA